Molecule: messenger RNA, 3374 nt
Organism: Frieseomelitta varia
Lineage: Eukaryota; Metazoa; Arthropoda; Insecta; Hymenoptera; Apidae
Gene: Tbh
Product: tyramine beta-hydroxylase
Exons: 11
Coding region: 385-2187 (600 amino acids)
Biological process (GO): norepinephrine biosynthetic process; octopamine biosynthetic process; dopamine catabolic process
Cellular component (GO): secretory granule membrane
Molecular function (GO): dopamine beta-monooxygenase activity; copper ion binding
Source: RefSeq, a predicted model, not a curated record
CCGAAUAAAGGCAUAGAUGUACUCUCUUUAAUCGGAUUACGUAAAAAAUGAUGCUAAUCCUUUGCAAUUUAUUUAUUAUUGCAAAGACGGAAUCCAGAACAGACUAUUCCAACACUAUUAUUAAAUCAUACUGUUAUAAUGAUUAACAGUCGUGUAUAUGAAACAUUUGUGAACACUCUUACGUGUAAUGAGUUAUGUGACUAUUGACUACGUGUAUUAAGUUCGACUUAUUCCAAUGACGUAAGAGUUUUAUAUCACAACUGUUCUGCAUUUAUUAUUUUCAAGACGUAAAUUGUCGUCUUUCUCUCUUUUUUUUUAUGUAAAUUAUUUUAUGUUUGUCAUUUCAAGAAGAAAUCUAAUGAAUUAUCUUCAUAAGAUAAUCUAAUGAAUUAUCUGUCAUGUGACAAAGAUUACAUAUUACAUGACUCAUAUAUAUCGUGUUUAUCCUGGCAUAAUCAUCAUCAGAGUAGAGAGAAUAAUUCGGAUAGAAAAGAUAUUCAUAAAGUUCCGCUUGGUUCAGAAGCCACUUUUCAUUGGAGAGUCGAUUUUAUGAACGAAAUGAUAAUCGCAGAAGUCCAUUAUAUAGGCGUCGAUAACGGUUGGUUUGCCAUCGGUUUCUCAGAUUAUGGUGAACUAAAACCUGCUGAUUAUUGCGUCCUGUGGAUCGAUUGGCACCGUCAAAUACAAUUACAGGAUGCAUGGGCAGAUGAAGAAGGAAAAUUAAAUCUCGACCUCCAACAGAAUUGUGAGAAUUUCGCGUGGAGAAGAAGAGGAAACAUAACGAAGUUCACGUUUUCUAGGAAGUUUGAUACUUGCGACGAAAAUGACUACAUCAUGGAGAGAGGUACUACACAUUUAGUAUGGUUAAAAGGUUUAGGACCAUUAUCGUCUUUAGCUGGUUUGCAAGUAUCAGACGCAAAAGCUUCUGGUAUGUCUAGAACAGAGUUAAUCAGAGUACUCCACAAGAAACCUACAUUUCCAUCAAACGCCUGGCAAUUGGAAUUGUUAGCUGAUCAUGUGAAAGUGCCAAAUAAGGAAACGACUUACUGGUGCCGAGUACAAAAAUUACCACUUGUUUUAUCUCAAAAACAUCACAUUCUACAGUUUGGCCCAGUCAUACAAACAGGCAACGAACACUUGGUUCAUCAUAUGGAAGUGUUCCAUUGUGCUGGUUCGGUAGAUCUUGAAAUUCCUAUGUACGAUGGUCCUUGUGAUGGAACUAAUAGACCGGAGACAACGCAGAUAUGUAAAAAGGUUUUAGCAGCUUGGGCAAUGGGAGCAGAUGCUUUUAUUUAUCCAGAGGAAGCUGGUCUUUCAAUUGGUGGCGAAAAUUUUAAUCCUUAUGUCAUGUUGGAAGUUCACUACAAUAAUCCCGAGCUCCAGGAUGGGAACGUCGAUUCUUCAGGAAUUCGUUUUAUCGUUACUAAAAGUCUUCGAAAGUAUGAUGCAGGUGUAAUUGAAUUAGGUUUAGAAUACACUGAUAAAAUGGCAAUUCCACCACAACAGGAAGCCUUUAUUUUAGCGGGACAUUGUAUACAAGAAUGUACAGGUGUUGGUCUCCCACAACAAGGAAUACAUGUUUUCGCAUCCCAACUUCAUACACAUUUAACUGGCAUAAAAGUUGUUACUCGUCAUAUUAGAGAUGGGGAGGAGUUGCCUUUAUUAAAUUAUGAUAAUCAUUAUUCCACUCAUUUUCAAGAAAUUCGUCUUCUGCCAAAACCUAUUAUCAUUUUGCCUGGAGAUUCCUUAAUAACAAGUUGCACAUAUAAUACGAUGGAUAGAAAGAAUGUUACUCUUGGUGGGUUCGCCAUUUCCGACGAGAUGUGUGUGAAUUACAUUCACUAUUAUCCUAAUGCUCGAUUAGAGGUUUGCAAAAGUGCUAUUAGCGACGAUGCUUUGAGGACUUAUUUUCGCUAUAUGAGAGAAUGGGAAAAUCAAUUAACUAUUGCUGAUAAUGGAAUUUCUGCGAAUUACAAAAAUAUCGAGUGGACCAAAGUUCGCGUACAAGCUUUACAUGAUUUAUAUGAAGCUGCGCCAUUAGGAAUGCAAUGCAAUGGUUCUGAUGGAUCUCGACUUCCUGGACUAUGGGACAACAUAGCUGCCACACCAGUCAAACUACCUUUACCUCCACCAGCUCGAAAUUGCCCGGAUUCGUUAUUGAAACAAGAAAUAAUAAAUUCUAUGUAAAAUUCUUUUCUUGUUAUAUAGUACUAUCUAUUUUUGAAAACAUUAACGAGAUCAAAAUUUACGUCUCUGGAUAAUACACAAAUCUGAAAAUUAGUGAAACAUAAACAAAAUAUACUACAUUUAUCAUUCAUAUAGAUUUACAAUAGUUUCCAUAAAUGUUUAAAAUUAUUCGCUUAUGAAUAAAAUACUUUACAAAUAAUAUACUUCGUUACACACAUUCAAUUAAUCUAUAUUCUUUUAAGAUCGUUUCGUUUAAUUAUAUUAUCUUGAAAGAAUAUAGUUUUUUUUUUAAGCGAAAGCAAGAAAAAAUAUAGCUUAGAUUACAAUACAAGGUGCUCAAAGUUAAUGUACUCUAUGUAAAAGAGAAGAAACUGAAAGACUAUUAAAAAGAGUAGCUUAGGAUAAUGAUGAACAUUAUUAAUAUAAAAGUUUAUAAACCCCCAAUAUAUUUAUGCAUUUUAAGGAUUUCUUUUUUGGCAGUACAUUGUCUUGCUGCGAGUAAGCUUGCUUAAUCGAACGUCUGUUAACAAAUACUUGUUCUAUGAAAAAUUGGUACUUGUAAAAUGUGGAAUAAUAAAAAUAAUCAUAGUUAUAAUAAUAAUAAUAACUUCAUAAUAAUAAUAAUAAUAAUAAUAAUAAUAGUAAUAGUAAUAAUAAUGAUCAAUAAAUCAAUCAAUCACGAUAGCUGAAACUUCAUCUUUACACGUUUUACGAAUGUACAAAAGAGAAACGCGCCUUAACGCUAAAUAUGAUAUAAAAAUUAAAAAUAUCCAAUUAUUUACGAUAUAAUACACAUGGGCGGGUUAUACAUACAUACAUACAUAUACACGCACAUACAGGCUGAAAUCACACACACAAUAGUUGCCUUGUUCGCUCAAGCGCGAAAAUUACUUCCGGAAUAAUAACAAUAUGAUUUUUUUCAGUUUCUCUUCUCUUGUAAUUUGUUCUUUUUUUUCUUCAAUUUAUUCAAUUCUUAUUAUUAUUCAAUUCUUAUGCACGACUCCAUCUUUUAUCGAACACUCAUUAAAGAUUGAACACUCAUUGUCUUUUACAAAUUACAAAGUUGUUCUCAAACAUCCUAGCAUGUAAGGAAUUCUAUCGAGUAUUAAAUUUGUACUGCCAAAUGCACUAUGUAUUUCAAUCCUCUGAAGCAAACGUUUCCAGAAAAAGGUAUCUUCUUUUUUUUU